CCAGUCAGUUAGAGGAGUUCAUCUAGCAGGUGCUCAACUUUGCCCAAAGGGUAUAGAUGUGAUACUAACUUCUGGCUACUUUGGCUCUGAUCUGGACCCAGAAACAACUCCUCAGCCCCACUUCCUCAUGGGGGAGACUAGGAGGCAGCGUGCCUGGGUUCUGCAAAGCUGUCAAGGGAGGGGAGAGCUGCCUCCGGGGACGUCACCCAGCAGACUUCCUCUCUAAGCCACACAGGAAGAAGAAAGGGCCCAGCACCCUGCACCCCUGGCCCAUUGCCUCAGCACAGGCCCCACCACUAGGGACCCCCAGGAAGCUUGUCCUGGCCACACUGUGCUGCACCCAUUCAGCAGGGGGACCAUGGGAUCCGGUAUCAAUAUGAGGAUUGAGAAUUCAGAAUGGAAACCAGCAGGGAAGGCCACUGAAAUAGCCAGGGAGGAUCCCAAGAGCACGUUUGCUUGGUUCUUUGAGGCUGCCUAUCCCACCUCUCUGCAAGAAGCACCCCCCAUCUUGCGUCAAUUCCCUAAGGAUUUCUGUGAUCAGGAAUUAAUGCAAACGGUACCCAAAUUCUGUUUCCCUUUCGACUUGGAGAGGGCAGGCCUCAGUCUAGCUGCCCAGCACUUCACCUUUGUCCUAACCGACUUGGCUGGGAGCAGGAGAUUUGGCUUCUGCCGCCUGGGGACCAGUGCCAGGAGCUGCCUCUGCAUACUCAGUGACCUGCCCUGGUUUGAGGUUUUCUACAAACUGCUCAACAGUGUCGGGGACCUGCUAGCCCAGGAUCAGGUCUCUGAGGCUGAAGAGCUUCUCUCUACCCUGUAUCUGCACCCAGUUCCUGGGCCAAAGGCCCCUUUGGGCCUGUCCCUUCAGGAGGGCAAGCUGAAAACUACCAGUCACCCCAGUCCCCUACCUCCUGCACCUGGGACCAACCAACUGCUCUCCUGCUUCAUCGCUCCAGAUUCUGCUUGCCUGCCCUCCAUCCCAGAAAACAGGAACCUGACAGAGCUGGUGGUGGCUGUGGCUCCAGAGAACAUCGUAGGCCUCUACAGCUCUCUGCUCAGUGAGCGUAGAGUUCUGCUCACUGCCAGCAAACUCAGCACAUUGACAGCCUGUAUCCAUGCAUCCUGUGGCUUGCUGUACCCUAUGCAUUGGGAACACGUACUCAUCCCCACACUACCCCCUCACUUGCUGGACUACUGCUGUGCCCCUAUGCCUUACCUCAUCGGUGUCCACACCAGCCUCAUUGAGAGGGUGCGGGACAAGGCCCUGGAGGAUGUGGUCAUCCUGAAUGUGGACACAAACACCUUGGAGUCACCAUUCCAGGAUGAGGAGACACUCCCCCCAGAUGUGGUGUCUCUCCUGAAACUAAGGCUAAGAAAGGAAGCUUUGGCUGCGGGUGAUGGCAUAUCUCAACUCUUCCUGAAGGCCCAAGCUGCACUCUUUGGUGGCUACAGAGAUGCGCUGAUUUACAGUCCCGGACAGCCCGUGAAGUUCAGCAAGGAGUCUUUCCUGGCUCAGAAGCCAGGACCUGUACAGGCCUUCAGACAAAGUGCCAUCCAUCUCCAACUCUUCAAACAGUUCAUUGACGAGCGCCUGGAGAGGCUGAAUUCUGGUGAAGGCUUCUCAGACCUAUUUGAGCAGGAGAUCACUAGCAAUGAGCUGGGCUCAGGAAGCCUUCGAUCCUAUCAGCUCUGGGCAGACAAUCUGAAAAAAGGUGGAGGAGCCCUCUUGCAUUCUGUGAAGGCCAAAACUCAGCCAGCCGUGAGGAACAUGUACCGAUCCGCCAAGGUUGGGCUCAAGGGAGUGCAAAAUCGGUUGAGGUCCAAGGAUAGUGACCCCUUGCUGCAGAGGGGGGGUUCUCUUCGGGUUCCAGCCCCUGACAACCGCUCAGAACGUCUUCAACACCGUCUGCCCAUCACACACCACUUUGGUCAGUCCAGGCCCCUACGUCCCCGUCCCCAGAGGUCCCAAUCCCGACCAGAGGAGGAUGAGAUGCCUGUGGGAGAAGAACAAAGGGAUUCCCUCUCUGGGCCCAAGGAUCCCUGGGGACUAGAAGACUUGGACAGCAGCUUUCUGGGCUCAGGAGAACUGGACCUGCUUGGGGAGAUCCUCGACAAUCUAAGCAUUGGGAUGUCUGAGCCUGGAGAAUCCCCUGGUAUCCACCCCAGCCACAGCCUGGACAGCUGCCGAGUGAAUGAGGGCAGCUGUUUCAGCUUGAUACUCCCAGAGGAAGAGGAAACUUCAAAAGCAGAAGAAUUGCUGUCCCCCACAGUCCCUGCUGCAGCUCUUCUCAGUCAGGGGUCAGAAGAACCCAGCACUCCCCAAACCUCUACAGAGACUAGGGUCCCCCAAGUUCGUUCCCUGAAUCAUCAGCACCUCUUGGCUGAAGAAGAAAUUAAAGAGCCAAAGUUGCUGCCCCAUGGAUCCCUUGCUGUACCUCAAUCCUCCCAAGUCUCUGUAGAGCCUGAGACUCCCAACAUCUGUGCAGAAUGCAGGCCUCCCAGCCCUAGGCCUAUUCCCCGGGACACUGGUAGAGGGGCGCCCCCAGACCUCAGAGAGGGGGUUUCUAUUCAGCCCAGGGUGGCUCAGCUCAAAAAGCGGUUUGAGGGUUAGGGGAAAUUCCUCUGGCCCUGUCAAGCUAAGAAAAGAAAUCCAAAUAUUAAUAUGGGUUUCUUCCCAAUCCCAUACAAUACCAAUUUCACUUAUAGAAUCAAGCUCCACCGGCCUUGAAGUCCCCUCCACUGCAAUAAAGCUGUUUGUCCA
Messenger RNA from Dromiciops gliroides (monito del monte), 2758 nucleotides. RefSeq names its product DENN domain containing 1C (gene DENND1C). The transcript has 24 exons. The record is from RefSeq and is a predicted model, not a curated record. Bases 359 to 2608 code for a protein of 749 amino acids. Gene Ontology annotation, biological process: endocytic recycling; endocytosis. Lineage: Eukaryota; Metazoa; Chordata; Mammalia; Microbiotheria; Microbiotheriidae. Gene Ontology annotation, cellular component: cytosol; intracellular membrane-bounded organelle. Gene Ontology annotation, molecular function: guanyl-nucleotide exchange factor activity; phosphatidylinositol phosphate binding.